Molecule: messenger RNA, 438 nt
Organism: Trypanosoma theileri
Lineage: Eukaryota; Euglenozoa; Kinetoplastea; Trypanosomatida; Trypanosomatidae
Product: putative amino acid transporter PAT1
Exons: 1
Biological process (GO): amino acid transmembrane transport
Molecular function (GO): amino acid transmembrane transporter activity
Source: RefSeq, a predicted model, not a curated record
CUGCUGAUGUACGACCCAAUCCGGGAACCUGCCAUGAUGAUUGCGUACCUCGGUGUGCUGGUGAAGCUGUGCUCCUCCUUCCCACUGCUCACAAUGGCGAGUCGAAAUGCCAUCUACUACAUUGUUGGGUGGGAUGUUGACACACUGCCCUUCUGGAAGCACUGCAUUGUUGUUGUGAGUCUAGCUGUUUGUUCAUUGCUCUGUGGCCUGUUCAUUCCCAAUAUAAACACUGUGUUUGGAUUUGUUGGUGCAAUUUGUGGCGGUACGUUGGCAUUCCUCUUCCCAGCUGUCUUUAUGAUGUACGGUGGCAACUGGUCGCUGAAGUCGGUUGGGUUUGGACACUAUGUGCUCACAUACACGUUGAUGAUGACUGGUGUGGUGGUUAUAGUGUUUGGCACAGCCUCCACUAUAUACGGUGCGGUGGUGGGUGACAAGUAG